CUGUCAACUUCACUUCACGUCGAACUCAUGAAGUCCUCUUUGGUAUUGAUCUGCGCUGCCGCCCUCUCCCUGUCCAAUGGCGUGAACGGCUUCUUCGUGCCGGCCGCUGGGAGCCUGGUCGGUGGAGCGUCCUCCGCCUCUCGUGCGUCCCACAGCAUCAGCAUGAGUAGCAUCGCUCACGGCGCCCGGUGCUCAUGCGCCUCCUGCGCUGGUGUCCACGGGAGAUCGUGCACCUGCCCCUCGUGCUCGUCGACGGGAGUCUCCAGGCGGUCCUGCAGCGCCGGUUGCCGUUGUGCCGGUUGCUCAGUGCGCAUGAAGGCGCACCGCGACGGUGAGGACACCACCUCGCCUGGGGGGCAUAGGGCUUCGUGCGAGUGCCCCGAUUGCGGCGUCCUCAAGAGCCUCUCCAGAAGCAGGCGGGGAGCUUCUUCCGUCACGGUGAUGAGCAUGGGAGGAGGAGAGGGAGAUCGGGCGCUGAGGCAAAGGCUGGUGGAUGAGCCCGAGUCGGUACAAUUUGAGGACACCAUGGCGGCGAUCGCGGAAGGCUUCGACUACGUGCCUAAGCGGUGAGAACAGGACAGGCAGUAGCAGCAACAGCAGUGUCUAGCUGUGGGCAACGUCUGCUUUGAGAGUACUAGGGCACGCGUGAAGGAGGAGCAGGUGCAACGUGUGACUUUGUCUUGCGGUUGAAGAUGCUGCCCGGUUUCCUAUGCAUACGCUGCUGCACCGUCCGUGUCUUCCGUCCGCAUGUCCGCAAGCGAUUAUGUACCGGAGCCGUGCCCAUGUUGAACGUUCUGUCCCAACCCCAUCGCAACUGUGGGCAGCAUGUUGCAGAUUUUGUCGUGGCAGCUAACGGUUCCCCACAGCGGGGCUUGCCAGCCUCCAUCAAACACCAAACACGCCAAUGGAUUCCAUACGUGUGCCCAAGAAUCCAUACGUGUCAGACGGGAUCUAUACGCGUGAGACGGUAUCUGUACGUCAGAUGAAACAAAAAAAACAAAACAGGUGCGCGCAUGGCGCAUGAAGUGUUUGUGCGUGUGAUGGCACCACGGUUCCCAAAAAUGUGGAGAACGGCAUGAUUUUAUUGCUAUUGCGCACCAGUAUCGGUGUUAACGCACCCGGUGCCAACGAUAUUAAACCUGCUUGGGACGUCAAUAUUUGCGUGCUUCCGCAAGGUACUGGUACCCUGGUACCCUCUGAGCCACGUGUUGAACUGUAUGGAAAGCACGGCUGAGGGUCCGGUAUGUACCAAUUGGGGCGCCAGUCCUUCCAUGUACUUUUAUGAUGUCGUAUCGUUGAGGUGUGCGCUUACAGUAAGGAUCAAGGUUUUUCUAUUGUAAUCCGUACAUCGAACACAGCACACAUCCCGCACCUCCCACCAACCGAACAAGGAGUUGGUAAACAACAGUACUAUCAUUGUAUAUGGGUUUGAGGGAGACAAAGGAAGACAGAGGGAAGCACCAGCCAACAGUUGAGGGGCUUGCGACCAACAAGGAGGUUGGAAGAAAAACGAUGCCGCACCGUAUACCUUUCCCAGCCAGGAACCACAGCGCCUGUUGUCUUUGGCACACGCUACGCCAAACUCGCAUCAGCCGCUUCAUGUUGAGUACCGUUUCACGCACAUAAACGGUAGUCCUACCAGAAAACGCCUUUGCUCGUUUCUUUGAGUAUCGCACCUAUGGGUGUCAUCGCACCGGGGUGUUACUCAGCACCGUGAACUGGCCACUGUGAUUUAUUCCGUAUCGCACCCAUCGAUGUCAUCGCACGGAGGGUGCGUUGGGAAGCUAACAACGAAAUUGCUCGGUAGUUGUAUCUCCGCACCGUUAUCGGUGUUGUGGCACUGGGGAAGGUAAACUAUAAAGAUAGGUGUGGGGCUUGUGUCUCCUGAACCAACACGCCUCCUUUCAUCCCUGUAACGUCCAUACGUCAGAGAAUCCCUCCGACUGGACGUGAGGACAGCUUGCUCAUCGCAAGAGUAGAGAGCUCGUAACUCUCCAUCGACUGCGCUCUAGACCAAAUCCCAUACAGGAAUGAUUCAAAAACUGGUCGCACCCCGAUGCCAUCACACGCACAUUUACGGUAGGGGAGGAUGAAGGGGUGCUUCCGUUUUUGCUUCUCUUUUCUUAUCAUGACACAACGAAAAACCAAGAUAGGAAUGAUGAUGAUCAAGAAUGGUCGCACCCCGAUGCCAUAACACGCACAUUUACGGUAGGGAAGGAUGGAGGGUUGCUUCCGUUUUUCUGAUCAUGACACAACGAAACUAUCUCUAUCCACAGAAAAGAGUCUUCGAUAGAUUUAAUAUCAAUGCGUUUAGAGCGUCAGCGAAGGCGACCAAUAUUUUUACGAUUUCCCAUGCAGCAUACGGCGAUAUAUUUUCACAUUCAUUGAUCACU
This is a messenger RNA of Ectocarpus sp. CCAP 1310/34, 2393 nucleotides long. NCBI's taxonomy places the organism in Eukaryota, Phaeophyceae, Ectocarpales, Ectocarpaceae. The record is from the annotation of a GenBank genome assembly.